Molecule: messenger RNA, 2589 nt
Organism: Thecamonas trahens ATCC 50062
Lineage: Eukaryota; Apusomonadida; Apusomonadidae
Product: copper-translocating P-type ATPase
Exons: 2
Coding region: 1-2589 (862 amino acids)
Biological process (GO): monoatomic cation transport; copper ion homeostasis
Cellular component (GO): membrane
Molecular function (GO): ATP binding; copper ion binding; P-type divalent copper transporter activity
Source: RefSeq, a predicted model, not a curated record
AUGGACAAGACCGACACGGACGCUCAGGACUCGAACGACUUGAUCAGAACACAGUACUUGGUGGAGGGCAUGACGUGUGCCUCGUGCGUGGCUGCCGUCGAGCGGGCCGUCUCCAACCUUCCGGGUGUGAUGGACAUUGCCGUCAAUCUGCUCGCCAGCGAAGCCGCGGUCCGUGCAAAGGCGUCUGUGACGGCCGAGCAGGUGGUGGAGGCCAUCAGCGCUCUAGGAUUGAUGGUGGAGGGGAUGACGUGCUCGUCGUGUGUGGCAGGUGUGGAAGCUGCGCUCAAGGAUCUGCCUGGCGUCACCGGCGCGUCCGUCAACCUCAUGUCCGGCCAGGCGCGGGUGGAGUACGAGGUGGACAAGGUAAGGCCGAGGGCCCUAGUUGAGGCUGUGGAGCAACUUGGUUACGACGUAUCGCUAGCAUCGGACGAUGUGCAUGAUCGAUCGCUGGCGGCCAUGCGCGAGCGCGAGCUGGCCAAGUGGCGCAAGCUGUUCUGGUUGGCGUUUGCCUUCUCGCUGCCCAUCUUCCUCAUCUCGAUGGUCUUUAUGUUCAUCCCACCCACGCAUCGGAUGCUGAUGCGCAAGAUUGUGCGAGGUCUGACGUGGGAGGGACUCUUGCUCACUGUCCUCACCACGCCGGUCCAGUUUGGCGUCGGCCGCCAGUUCUACGUGGGCGCGUACCACGCGCUGCGCAACAAGUCGGCCAACAUGGACGUGCUGGUGGCGAUGGGCACAACCACGGCGUACUUGUACUCGCUCUUUGUGGUGAUCGAAGCGAGCGUGACCAACACAAAGCAGGGAGGCCUGUUCUACGAGACCGCCGCCCUCCUCAUCACCUUUAUCAUCGGCGGCAAGUAUCUCGAGACGGUGGCCAAAGGCCGGACCUCGGCCGCCAUCGAGUCGCUGCUCUCGCUGCAGCCGGACACGGCACUCCUUGUCCGCGAUGAUGGCGAGAUCGUCGAGGUUAACGUGGCACUUGUCGAAGUUGGCGAUAUGCUGAGUGUCCGCCCCGGCUCGAACGUCCCGCUCGAUGGCGAGUUAAUUGCCGGCGAAACGGCAGUUGACGAGUCGAUGGUGACCGGCGAAGCGCUGCCUGUCUCCAAGGCCAUCGGCGAUCCACUCAUUGGCGGGACCAUCAACCAGACCGGGAGCAUCAAAAUGCGGGUGACGCGCGUGGGCGCCGACACGACACUUGCGCGCAUUGUGCAGCUUGUCCACGACGCGCAGACGUCCAAGCCGGCCAUCCAGGCCUUUGCCGACAAGGUCUCCUCGUACUUUGUGCCCGUGGUCAUCGCCAUUGCCAUCGCUACCUUCAUCGUCUGGCUCAUCCUGCUCUACUCGGGCGUGAUCCCAGACUCGUGGGUUCCGGCCAAUCGCUCCAACUUUCUCUUUGCGCUCCUCUUCGGCAUCGCGGUCCUCGUCAUCGCCUGCCCCUGCGCGCUCGGCCUUGCCACGCCCACCGCUAUCAUGGUCGGCACUGGUGUUGGGGCUGCUCACGGCGUGCUCAUCAAGGGCGGGACCGCCCUGGAGGCCGCGCACACCAUCGACGCCGUCCUUUUUGACAAGACUGGGACACUUACCCACGGCACGCCCAUCGUCACAGACGCGUCCAUCCUCCCCCUCACCGCCUGGCAAUUCGACGGAGCCGCCAACGCGCUCGGCGAUGCGCUGUUCUGGUCCAUUGUCCACGCCACAGAGUCCAUGUCCGAGCAUCCGCUGGCGCGCGCGAUGGUGACUCGGGCCGAGGCCGAAGAGCGGGGCGGGCUCAGCCUUGAGACGUCGGUUUUCAACGCCGUCUCCGGCCGCGGUCUCGAGGCGACGUUGGCCGCAUCGGGCGCCGAUGGCGGGCAGGAGCUGCGGGUUGUUAUCGGCAACAGGCAGUGGAUGGGCGAGAACUCGGUGAUGCUUCCAGACGCGCUGGAGCGGUUUGCGGUGGAUCUUGAAGGCGACGGUAAGACGGUGAUGUUUGUGGCCGUGGGCGGACAGAUGGCCGGUGCGGUGGCGGUGGCCGACACGGCGCGGGCCGAGGCAAGGCCUGUCAUCGAGCAUCUGGAGGCUGCUGGCGUGCUGGUGUGGAUGGUGACCGGCGACAACGAGCGGACAGCGCUGGCCAUUGCGCGCGAUCUUGGUAUUGCGCACGAUCGGGUCUUCUCGCAGGUUCUCCCGGGCGACAAGUCUGACAAGGUCGCCGAGCUGCAGGACGCGGACCUGCAUGUGGCGAUGGUGGGCGACGGGAUCAACGACGCGCCGGCGCUGACCAAGGCCGAUCUCGGCAUCGCCAUCGGGGCCGGCACCGACGUCGCCAUUGAGUCGGCCGACAUGGUGCUGAUGAAGUCUGAUCUUCGCGACGUUGUGACGGCGCUCUCCCUUGCGCGUGUCACCUACGCGCGCAUCCGGCACAACUUCUUCUGGGCCUUUCUCUACAACUGCGUCGGCAUCCCCAUUGCCGCCGGCCUCUUCUACCCGCUAGUCAAGAUCACCCUGCCCCCGUUGGUGGCUGGCGCAGCCAUGGCGCUCUCGUCUGUCUCGGUGGUUGCGUCGUCGCUCUGGCUCAAGCGCUUCAAGCCACCACAGAUCACAACCCAGUGA